Gadus morhua (Atlantic cod) is the source of this 3977-nucleotide messenger RNA. RefSeq lists its product as uncharacterized. The record is from RefSeq and is a predicted model, not a curated record. NCBI's taxonomy places the organism in Eukaryota, Metazoa, Chordata, Actinopteri, Gadiformes, Gadidae. The transcript is spliced from 10 exons. Bases 1641 to 3977 code for a protein of 778 amino acids.
AUGGUUAAGCUUAACUUCCUUAACUUUCCCCAUUCAUUCUCAAUGGUAGUUCUUAACAGUACGGAUGUAAUAUAUUUCCUGCCACUGGUGGACAUUUGGCGCUGGUGGACAUUUGGCGCUGUCCCGAGUUUCCGUUAUUUAGGUUAGGUUAUUACAAUGGUCUUACCUGUCAACAACACUAUCGCGGACCUUCAUAUAGGAUAGGCCUACACUUUUUAGCUGGAUGGUAAAACGCGAUGCUGCUUCAAAACUGAAAUGCAGCCUUUGCACCCCUUAAAUUGUGUGCAGCUCCUGCAACUCACAGACACAAAGUAGUGUUUAUUUCAGCCAGCAUGAAAGUAAGGGUUAUUUUCCCGAGAAAGCUCAAGGUUUCUUUCCGGAGAGGGCCGACUGGGUAUUUGAGGCAAGACCCAUCAGUCGGGGCUAAGAGGAUUAAAGACCACCCUGACCUCCAGGACAAGUCAGCGGCCCAGAAUGAAGACCGGGUGAAAGACAAUGCCAGGUCUGUUGUAUUCAUGAGAGGGGGCGAUAUAUCAGACAAGCAGGAGGUGCUUGGGGAGUAUGUCCUGCAGUUUGGGAAAUACAAGGGAAAGUUAUUCCGGUGGCUUGCAGAGAAUGAUGUAGGGUACGUAAUAUACCUCAUCAAGAAGGUCAGGGAGGAGGAGAGAGCAGGCCAGUUUAAGCCAGAUGGUCCCAAGAAGGACAGCUUGUUGUCACUCCUGCAGUACAGCUACAGCUUCCAGGAGAUCAAGGACCUGCUGCUGUAUCUGGACAGUCAGGUAGUAACACCACCAGCUAAGGAUGACGAGGAUAACCUAGUUGGUUUUGGGGUUCACACGAAGAGGACGUGGAGGGAUGUUUGGAAGCGGAGAGACGAUGGAUUUUCUGCGUUUAUCCUGCGACAGCAGUGUACGCCAGGCAGCAAAAUGUUUAGGCUCCAGGACUACCUGAAGAGGCAGAGUGCUUCUGAGGGACGUGCUUCCUCUGGGCAUGCAACAUCGGCCUCUCAUUGCCCAGCUUUCACAGAAAUGGAGGAUGAUGAUGAGUUGGAGAGGAUGAUGCUCUCUAUAUCCCCAUCCAAACUCCAAGCGGAGGAAGGAGUUGAGGAAUGGGAGAGAAAGAUGCCAGCCACACCUAUUCCAGGCCAUCUUGGUGAGAACAACACACGCACACACACACACACACACACACACACACACACACACACACACACACACACACACACACACACACACACACACACAAACUGUCAAGUUAUAUUGCUGUUUAAUGUUUUGUAAAAUGAUACACGCUUGUUAUCUAACAUUUUUUUCUGCACUGUGCCAUCAGGUUCCCAAGUUGUCGAAGUCCCUGUGGUCAAAGGUUUUAUUCUUACUACAGUACUACUGAUUGUCCGGACAUGAAUUCGGAUCAUCUGUUCUACGUUUAUUUGUUGGUUAAGCCACGUUCUGGCCUGUUUGUUACGCCAUGUUCCGGCCUCUUCUAAUGCCUGUGUUCAAUUGUUCCAUUAACACUGAAGGCAUUAAUAUCUCGUCAUUGAGGUACCUCCGGAGUUGCUUGCCUUGGGGUUGCCUUCAAGCAAGAACACAACAUCAGCGCCAAACACCGUGUUGUGUCAAUCUUUACUCCCUGUGAGGUCAAUGUGUUCCACACCUGCUCGUUCCACAGCACCUGCUGUUGCCACAGCAUCCUCUGCCCUGUCUAGAGUACCUGCUCUGUCGGCGUCGUCAAGGUCGUCUACAGCACCCUCAACAUCAUAUCCACCUCCUGCAGCACCCUCGGCACCAUGUUCACCUGAUCCACCACUCCCAAGGUACGACCAGGAUGUGAUCCGUUGGAACUGCUUUCACCAUCAGAGAAUAUGGAUGAAGACCGAGAUGGAGGCCUUGGGGCUUUGGCCAGGUUCUCGACCGGUGAGACAUCCAAUGAACAUGAUCUCCUUGUGGCGUUACCCACCUCAGCCUGAACUAAUUGACAGUGUUUACAAACUACCAUCGCCCAACUACUUCCAGCUCCAUCCAUUUUUUAUAUGGAAGCCAGAUCACACCAUAAUGGAGCGAGUCAAGAACAAUUACACUCUGCCCUGUCUCUAUGGCUGUGGAAGUCCUUUCAUUGUGUCAUCAGGGGUUGGGCGACCCCGUGUAAUUAUUGGCUUGAGUGGCCAGUAUUAUAUCCUGGCGUCACGGCUCUGUUGCAAAGGAUGCAACAAGUUCUGGCACGCAGACAAGCCGCAAUGGUUGGACAUGUUGCCGAGCCGAUUCACCAAGAUCUUACCAGCUUUCCUUACCUUCAAAAAGGCAAUUUGUAAGACUUUGAUGGAUGAGCUGCGGCGCUAUGGAAAGUCUCCAAAUGACAUGGCCAACCAGUUAAAUGAGGCUCUCCACCUGAAAUAUGAGCGGGCACACUUGGCAUACCUGGAAAGUGUGAAGAACGUGCUGGAUGGAGAGAGUGGACUGUAUGGACAGCGAACCAUCACAGGGGCAUUGAGAGCAACAUCAACUCCUGCUCUAUUUGGUGGGUAUGCGGAUGGGUGGCACGGAGUGAAGUUAUCGGGGCAUUACCUGGUCGAGUGCCUUAUUCAGGAGUUCCACAGACAGGAGGACACCCUUGUUCUCCUCCUCCAAGGCACAUUCGGUCAGGCCUUGAGAGCUGACCACACCAGGAAGGUGGCGCGGAAAGUGGUUCUUGCCUCAGGCACCAUGUCAUCAUAUGCUGUAAUGAAUGAAAAUUGGAUGAUCCUGUCCUGGGUCAUGCUUCAGACAGAGGGGGACAGAUCCUUGGAACACAUGUACGAGGGGCUGUCCUGCCGGUACACCUCUGCAGACAUCCCCAAAGCCAAAUACCAAUGGGUUGACAGGGACUGCUGUGCAGCCUUCAGGGUCGCAAAGUCUGGUCCCCAGGAGCACCUCCUCUGGGACUGCUGGAGAACCACUGAUGAUUUAGUGGCUGAGGCAACUUCAGGGCCCCUCAACAACACCUGUGCAUCCCGCAGCAAGUUCAACAGCGACAUUGACAUCAAGCUGGACCUGUUUCAUUGCAUGCGCCGCCUCUCCAGAGAGUGUGUGUCAGAGCACCAUCCUCUGCACAGCUCCUUUUGCAAGUUUCUUUCUGCAGCUUUCACUAUCAUGGACCAGACAGACCUAGAGAAACUUAAACAGGCAUACGUUUUUUGUGGUAUUGUGCCUGCUAAUCCCACCAAACAGCACACCAAAGAGCAUUGUCGCACCAGGAUACCUGGUCCCCAAGAGCUGCUGGAGAGGGUUGAGCGCGUUUUGCAGCGAUUCCAUUUGGAGUCUGAUCCCGAUGGUAUCCCGCUGUUUAAGCCGUCAAUGUUGACGGUGUGGAGGAUUCAGCGUUUUCACAUACACAGAGGCUGCUUGAGUGACCCAGAGGUUGCAGAGGGAAUCCUUUACAGAUAUGGCGGAACAGUGCAGCUCAACCAUGUCAAGGGAGAGGGAGCUACUGUGCCCCUGUGGAUCCCUGUGAGAGGUACAUCACAGCAGGAGGGGUUCCAUUUCCAUCAAGCAAAAUGGGUGACGGGUAACAAGGUCUCCACAGAACUCUUCCAAGCUCAGGGCAUGAUUGGUGUGGCUCGGUGGAAUUUCAAGCGCCUUGUGGACCUGAAGUUGCCUGAUGUGAAGCUGCCUGCAGUCUUUGAUCCAGUACUGAUGAUGGAGCUGAAUAAGCUCUCUGAAGUGCUGACAGGUCAUGCCAAGUACCCUGCCUUGCGUGUUUCACACACUGACACAGGAGAAAGGUUUGGACUCCAGUAUCUAGAACCUGGCUGUCGUCCUGUCCCGCUGGACUGCAGCAAGCACAAGACCCAGAAGGUUCCUGUUGCAGGAGAGAGAGAGCACCACUCCUCAGAACCGUCUCUUCUCAGUGAGACAUUCACUGAAGACCCAUCUGAGGAGACGAGGGAGGAAUGGCCCAACCCUCACAGCCAUUCAAAGUUCAAGUUCUCCCAGUCCCAGUGA